CUCGCUGACGUCGGCGGCACAUCGGGCUCCCUCCAUCGCGGCAGUGAAUUCCGCCCUGGCUCGCUCAGUGUGGCGGCGUAGGCUCUAGCGCGAGGUGGACACUCGCUCUCUUGUACUGCAGCUGUGUGGAUUGUGUGGUCCGUGUGUACUGGAGGCCGUUGUGCACUGUGGAGUCUGGACUGUAGACUCCGUGGACUAUAGACUCACUCCUGCGGUGGGUACGGUCGGCUCCGUAGAUUGUAGCCCUUUGUGUAGUGGAGCCUGUGUGUGUGUGGACCUUAGACUGUGUGUAGUCUACAGCAGCAGCAGCGAGGACUGUGUAGCUGUGUGCGGAUUGCGGGGCUCAACCAUGGAGGUGGCUCAGCUUUGGGACUGCCAGGCGUGGAAAGCCGACGGGCUUCCGCUCGCCACGACGAGCAACGAGGCGUGCAAGUUGUAUGACGCGGCCCUCCAGCAGUACAUGGGCUGGUUCAACGACGCCUCGCUGGGCGGUCUCGAGGGGACGAUGUCCAGGCUCGUGUUCGCCGACCCGGACUUCGUGAUGGGAGGGGUUCUGGUGAGCGGCCUGGAGCUGAUGGGAACGGGGAAGGCGCUCGCCGACCCGGGGCUGCGCGGGAACCUGGAGCGGCUGGCGUCGCUGGUGGCGCGGCAGGCUGGCGACAAGCUCAGCGAGAGGGAGCGGGAGCACGCGCGCGCCAUCCAGCUGUUCGGAGACGGGCGCAUGUGGGAGGCGUGCCUGGCGUGGGAGCGCAUCCUGCACGCUCACCCCAAGGACCUGCUUGCCCUCAAGUUCACGCACGACGCGUACUUCUACUUGGGCAAACGCGAGCAGAUGAUGGACUCCAUCAGCCGCGUGCUGCCCUCCAACGUCGGCUCGCGGCACUACGGACAUCUGCUGGCAAUGCACGCGUUUGGGUUGGAGGAAAACAAUCUGUUUGAUCUGGCAGAGAAGGCGGCCAAACAGGCCCUGCAGAUGAACGAGCGCGACGGUUGGGCCACGCACGCCUUGGCUCACGUCUACGAGAUGACAGCCGCACCUGCCAAGGGGAGAGCGCUGAUGUCUCAGACCGAAAACAAUUGGGAGGUGUGCGACAUGCUGGCUUGCCACAACUACUGGCACUGGGCCCUCUACUGCCUGGAAAAGGGGGAAUAUGAAGAAUCCCUGGCAAUUUACGACACCAAGGUGUACCCCCGGCUCAAGGAAUCUGCCGGAAUGCUGGACGUGGUGGACGCCUGCUCGAUGCUCUACCGCCUCGCACUAGAGGGCGUCGCCGUCGGAGAGCGCUGGAAGGAGCUCGCGAGCGCCACCCGCUCCCACGUGGGGGACCACACCCUGGUCUUCAACGACCUCCACCUGCUCAUGUCCACCCUGGGAGCGCAGGAGGUGUCGCUCACGAAACAGCUGACGUCCGCCAUGGAGGAGCGGAGGGGCGACGUGCGCGACCAGGACCGCGUCGCCAGGCGCGUGGGGGUGGACCUGUGCCGUGCCCACGUGGCGUUUGACGCGGGGAAUUACGGUGAAUGCGUCGAGCUCCUUCAGCAAGUGCGCUACGACAUCCCCUGCAUGGGGGGUAGCAACGCGCAGAGGGACGUCUUCAAUUUGCUGCUGAUUCACUCGGCCAUUCUCUCUCCGGACCCGGAGCACAAACGGCUGGCAAGGAGUCUCCUGGCGGAGAGGGACGCCGUGAAGCCGGGAUCGUGCAUGACGCAGCGGCUGCUUCGGGCCGCGCAUUCCCCCUGAUCAACGACGACUCAAAGGGUGCACGGCGCUGACGCCGUUCGUGGACCCCUUCCCCGGCGCCACCCUCGUACGAGACGCUCUUUCCUGCUUCACGCGCACGCACAACACUUGACGCGGAAUUUCCACGCGGCAGCACUCGCAGAUUGGCGCAGACCCCCCCCCCCCCAUUCCCCAAGUGAGACGAUAAGAACGACCGAUCCAAGUUUUUCCCAUAGCUCUCUCCAACACUCAAGGCUCCGCUGACACACGAUGUACAUUUAUCACACCACUUCCAAGACGCCUUGAGCGGCCCCGUAUUCUUAGCCACAGCUCGGCUCGGGCUUUGCUCUGGCUCCAGUGCGCCGGCACGAAGCCAUGAUCCCAGCCACGGUCUGGAUUUUCCAUGAGCCCGAGCCGAGCCACUCCUGCGUCUUUGGAAGCAACCGAGGGGCUCGAGACUGAACUGAGCUGAGCUGCGUCUGAGGCCCAACCAGAGGUGGAGCCGUGGCUAAGAACACGGCCCAUGUGACUUUUGUGAUAUCUUCUGCGUUUCUAAAGUGGUCUGAUCUGUUAGGUGGAACGUUCCUCUCGCCUACGUUUAAAAUCCGAUGCCACCCUCCCCGCCCGAACAAACCCAUGAUGCAACAUCCGUCAUGGAGAUGAGAUGGGUGGCAGUGGCACUACCCAAGACGGUGAUUGCACGGCAUGCACCAGAGAAACCAAACUGGUGGCCGGUCGGGAGGAGUUGAGAUUUUGUGCUCCCAUCUAAUACAAGGGUUUUCGCGGCGGCUUGUAAUCCGAGCUGCGCUUUGAGCGUCUCUUCCCGCAAGCUUUUGCCACGCGCUACUUCGGGCGUCAUGGCUCCUGCAGGUGUAUGCAGUGGCGAGUGGCGGCAGCUUGAGCGAAGUUGGAAUUCUCAACCCUGGCAAAACCACUCUGGGAUAACGAGCGGCUGCCAAAACUUACAAAAAAAGUCACUUGGGUUUUUGUGGUCGCGUUUGAGGCUUACGGAACCAAACGAAAGCACUUAUGAAAAGCGUACGAAUAUACGUUAUCACAGAGCAAAUAUAAAUGAUUCGCAUCAUGAUUUUUCUCGCUCUAAUUUUGCAAUAAUAUAUUUUUGAAAGUGUUUUUAACAUAUAAUGUACUUAACAUCUGAAGCAAUUUUACAUAAAAGGAAAUCAAAUAAAAAAAUGUGCGUGAUUUAUGUCACCUCUACUCAACUGUUA
Messenger RNA from Petromyzon marinus (sea lamprey), 2949 nucleotides. RefSeq names its product tetratricopeptide repeat domain 38 (gene TTC38). The record is from RefSeq and is a predicted model, not a curated record. NCBI's taxonomy places the organism in Eukaryota, Metazoa, Chordata, Hyperoartia, Petromyzontiformes, Petromyzontidae. Gene Ontology annotation, molecular function: protein binding.